Micropterus salmoides (largemouth bass) is the source of this 1269-nucleotide messenger RNA. RefSeq lists its product as uncharacterized. The transcript has 2 exons. Lineage: Eukaryota; Metazoa; Chordata; Actinopteri; Centrarchiformes; Centrarchidae. The coding region runs from base 87 to 863 and encodes 258 amino acids. The record is from RefSeq and is a predicted model, not a curated record.
AUGUUACUGUGAUAGUGCCUGGGACUACAAACAGACUGACCACAGUUCGAUGCGAAGAGUCUCAAUCGCUCUACGAACUUCUACGAAUGUACAAUCUUACCUGUUCAGAGGUCUGGGACUCGCACAUAUCACUGUCAACUAGGGCACCAUGUACCGCCCUGAUAGAUCAUGACAUGACAGUGGUAUACGCAGCAGUGUCUACCCAGGAUGAACACUUUGCACGUGCACCGGGCUUCCCGCCCUUGUAUCAUAAAAUGAAACAUGUGAAAAUGAGGGCCAGGUACAAUGCUCUGAAACGCAGACCUGGCAGAACCGGUGUUCAUACACAUACCUCUGUGCAUACGAACGGAUUGCCCGCGCAUGAUGAGAUGAUGGUAGCCUUGUAUUACCAGGAUUCACUGACUACAGUCAGAGAUGUUAUCACUCAGGAUGGGCGAUUCAUCCCAUCUGCGCACGUGACACCAGACUGUAGCCUCGUUCCGGUGAUGGAGGUGGAACGGGACAACGGGCUCGUGAUUACUGAUGACAUCGUGGUACUCGCCGGUGUGGGACGUGAAAGGAGCCCUGUACAAUGCUACUGCUGCUUUGGAGACGCUGACAGAUACCUACACUGCGGACACGUGUGCUGUCACGUGUGCUACGCGACACUGAGAUCUGAAACCCGUGUUACGUGGGGGGUUUGUAAGGAGAUAAGUGUAGGUAAAGCACUCUGGAUUCCACCCGGGUUCCAGUUCCAAUGUAAUAAAUGUCAAUGUGUUAAGUCAUGGGUGCUAAGCUGCGGCCAUGUAUCCUGUACAUGCGAUGGAACGCGCUGUCUCGUGUGCAAGAAGGCAAAUACAAGACUCUCAAAACUCCAUUUCUGACAAAUAUCUCUCUGGACCAUUCUUAACGUACCCGUGUUCUGUGUGUGGACACUGUUACGCUCAGAGUUAUUACAUACGUAGACCAUGUUCCCUGUAUAUUCAUUAGCCCGAUGGCAUGUCCCAGUAUUUAUUAUACGUACCUGUGGUGAGAUAUAAUCUGUAGUAGUAGCGUUGCAUACUAAUAUCUGUGUUCUGUGUGUAGUGUUCCUCGAUCGGGUAACGUUCGAGUACUACUUUAUUACCCUUGGCUAUUCUUAGGCUCCGUGUAUUAGGAGCUGUGUGCUGUACGGUGUUGUUAUAUUGUAAUACGUUUCCAAAUGGUACUACUACCUGGUAAUGUCCUAAGAGGUGUUGGAUGUGUACAUACAUGAUUUGUAAAACCUAUACGUGUGAAAGCAAUACACGA